UCCUCUUAUCUCUGUCAUAAAAUCGUGGAAAACACAACAUAACCUCAAAUAAUCAGGUUAUGUUAUUAAAGUUUCUGAUUUCAUAGAAAUUAAAUAAAAACCAAGCAUCUAAGAAGUAAAAUGAAGAAAAGUAAACCCAAACCUAAGUUUGAAAACACGCGGAAAGUGUUACGGAAACAAAAAAGACAGCAGAAGAAAGUUCAUCGUCAGGAACAUUAUCUGAAGAAGAAUGUUGAGAGACAGCAGCCAGUUUAUACAGCCGGCAGGUUUGUUAAACGACCUGCGGAAUCUCCAGAACCUGCCGUCGAAGUUAAGAAGAAGAAAAAACCAAAACUAGAAACACCAUUAGAUAUCUUAAACAAAGAACGACAAAAGGAGAAAAAAGUAGAACAUCAACUCAAAAACCAAAUUGAGGAACAGAGAAGAAAGAUGUUAUUACAAGCAAAUGAGGAAGAAGAUAAGAUUAUCAAGAAACUGGAGAAACAACUGGGACUCAAUAAAACUAAGAAUAAGAAUAAUUUCUUUGCAGAUGAUGGACUUGAUUAUCUACUAGAAAUAUGUGACAAAUCAACAACAGAACAGAUAGUUGCAGCUGAGAAGCAUCUUGCUGAAGUUGAAGGUGACUCCGAUUUCGAGGAAGACUUAGCUACAGUCACUGGUAAAGAUAUCAAAGAUAAAAAGAAAGCUAAAGGCAAAGAUAAAGGAAAAACAACAGCUAACAAUGAAAGUGAUGAAGAAAAUGAUUCUGAUGAUGAAUUCGGUUCAGAUAUUGAUGAUGAAAUGAUGGGUAGUGAUGAAGAUUUAGGUGAUGAAAAUAGUGAAGCUGAUAAAGAUGGUGAUUUGAGUGGUGAUGAAGACAUGACUGACGGUGAUAGUGAAAUAAGUGAAGGUGAUGAUGAUAAUGAUAGUGAAGGUCUUUCUGAUGAUGCACCUGAGGAAAAACCAACAAAAUCACAAAAAGCAAAUAAUAAACAGAAAACAAAAGAAGAAAUUAAGAAACCUAGCAAAGCAGAUACAAAGGCUACACCAAAAUCUAAUAAAAAAGAGAAAAUCAUUUCUGAAGAGGAUCUAUGCAAAGUUUUUAGUGAUGAUGAAAUCUCACACCUGUCUGGUGAUGAUGAUGAUGAUGAUUUAGAAGGUGAUGAAUUUGGUGAAGGUGAUGAACCUGUUGUGGAGAAAAAAGAGAAACCUGAUGUCUGGGAAGAUAUUUAUGGAAGAAAGAGGGAUAAAGAAGGGAACAUUAUAAAGGAAGAAAAAGGAGUAUACAUUCCACCACAUCUUAGAAACAAAGACUCAAGUUCUGACAAACAGUUACAGCAAUUAAAAAGGCAAAUCAAAAGCAUCCUUAACAAAUUAGCGGGCACAAAUCUCCACUGGGCUUGCACCUCCAUAGAGAAUCUAUACCAGAGCAACAGCAGGAACUCAGUGAACACAGCACUAACUCAGCUGUGGUUGGACGCUACCGUCUCACCGGCGAGCACUCCUGAUAGGAUGGUGGCUGAACAUGCAGCUUUGGUGUCUGUGUUACAUGCUAAUGUGGGAUCUGAAAUUGGUGCUCAUUUUCUGCAAGAACUAUCGAAGAGGUUUGAUGACUUGAUGCAGACUGCGCAGCCGGUUGGCGACAAGACACUCGACAACUUAGUAUCGUGUCUAGCUCAUUUGUAUAGUUUUAAGAUCUACCACGCAUCACUUCUCUACGACAUUCUAACCCGUCUCCUGGACACGAUAUCGGAGAAGAACAUAGAGUGUGUUCUAGUAGCGUUGCGCAGUGUGGGCGGGGUGUUGCGCAAGGAGGAACCGUUAGCGCUGAAGAACUUCAUACACGACACGCAGGCCAAGGUUAGCAAGUUAAGCGAUUCUUCUGCAGCGGGAUCACGUAUAAAGUUCUUACUGGAAGUUCUCUUGGCAGUUAAAAACAACAAUUUGACAAAGAUCCCUAACUACGAGCCGACUUACUGCGAACAUCUCAAGAAGAUGACGCGAACUAUCGUCCGGAAGGGCAACUAUAUCACGCCGCUUAAUAUCCGGCUUGAGGAUCUGUUGAAAGCCGACGAACGCGGCAAGUGGUGGGUAGUAGGUUCAGCAUGGGAAGGCAACAUGUCCCGUCCUGAAGAGAAGCCGGCCAGCACCGUGCUGCCCAGCACCGACCAGAAGCUUCUAGAACUUGCUAGGAAGCAGAGGAUGAAUACUGAUGUGCGCAGGAGCAUAUUCUGCGUUAUUAUGGCUGCUGAGGACUACAUGGACGCGUUUGAGAAACUCCAGCACUUAGGACUCAAAGGACAACAAGAGAGGGAGAUAGUACAUGUUCUACUAGCUUGCUGUUUACAAGAGAAAACUUACAACCCGUACUAUGCGGUGUUGGGGCAGAAGCUGUGCGAUACUGAUCGUAGAUACCAGCUAUCAAUCCAGUUCUCCGUGUGGGAUAAGAUAAAGGAGCUGGACAGCACACCGAAGCAGUGCGUCACCAACUUGGCGCAGUUCCUCACACAUCUCAUUAUGGAGAAGGGUUUGCCUUUGUCUGUGUUGAAGGUAAUUCAAUUCUCCGAACUGAACAAACACUCAGUGCGGUUCAUGCGACAGAUACUUCUCGCAAUCAUCAUGAACGCCGACUUCCAAUCCUCACUGGAAGUCUUCCACCGCAUUUCGAAGCCGCCCAAACUACACAUGUUCAGGGAAAGUAUAAGACUGUUCAUACAACACUUUCUGAUCAAGAACGCGGGGAAGAAGAGUGAAGUUCUCUCUGAAGAAGAAAUGGUGACUUUGAAAGAAAGGGCACAGGAGGUCGAUAAGAUAUUGACUUUACAUGAAUCGAAGCUUAAGUUUUGAAUACAAGAAUAUACAUAUUUUUAUAUUGUU
Molecule: messenger RNA, 2856 nt
Organism: Helicoverpa armigera (cotton bollworm)
Lineage: Eukaryota; Metazoa; Arthropoda; Insecta; Lepidoptera; Noctuidae
Product: nucleolar MIF4G domain-containing protein 1 homolog
Exons: 13
Coding region: 121-2826 (901 amino acids)
Biological process (GO): ribosomal small subunit biogenesis
Cellular component (GO): nucleolus
Molecular function (GO): protein binding; RNA binding
Source: RefSeq, a predicted model, not a curated record